Messenger RNA from Eimeria acervulina, 9312 nucleotides. RefSeq lists its product as hypothetical. Lineage: Eukaryota; Apicomplexa; Conoidasida; Eucoccidiorida; Eimeriidae. The transcript has 4 exons. The coding region runs from base 1 to 9312 and encodes 3103 amino acids. The record is from RefSeq and is a predicted model, not a curated record.
AUGGUAUCUGUCUCUCCGUCUGAAAGCCAUGUGCAGCAGUCUCUAUCUUUCUCUUCUUUGUCUCUCCUCAAGGGCCCUACUGACGCUCUGCUGCAGCAGCAACAAACUGCAGCAGCAGCAAAUAAACCUCUGCUGCCUCAGCAGCAAACUCCAGCAGCAGCAAAUAAGCCUCUGCUGCAGCUGGGUAAAUACAGGCGCCAUCAGCAGCAGGAAGCUCCACCGCAGCGCCAUCUGCUGCUUCCGGCCAGCAGCAGCAGCAGCAGCAGCAGCAGCAGGGAAAUAAGCAGCAGCGGCAGCCGCAGCCGCAACAACAGCAAAAGCAGCAACAACAGCAGCACCAGGAGCAACGCUGCAUCUCCUGUUGCUGCUGCUUGCUGCUGCGGUGUCUCUCACGCCCCCUCAUCAGCUCCACAACACCUGCAAGGCUGCUGCAGCAGCAAACUGCGAACCUCUAGCAGCAGAAAUAGCAGCAAAGAGAUAAGCAGCAACAGCAGCAGCAGGGAAAUAAGCUGCAGCAGCAGCAGCAGCAAGACAAACAGCACUGGCAGCUGCUGCUCCCUUACUGCUGAGCAGCAAAUCCUAGGGGACAACAGCAGCAGCAAGCCAAGUACUGCCCCCCAGCAGGUAGCAGCAGCAGCAACAGCAGCAGCAGCUAAGGAAAUAGCAGCAGCAGCAACUGCAGCAGCAGCAGCAGCAGCAGCAGCACCAUGCAGGCAGGCAGCAGCUUCCCCUCCGCGCGCAGCGACUCCACUGUCGCCCUAUCGGCGAGACUGUGGGGCGCCUGAAGAGAUGCUGCAGCAGCACUUUGCUGCUGCUGCUGUUGCUGCAGCAGAACCUGCAGCCGUAGCAGCAGCAGAACCCGCAGCAACUGCAGAAGCAGCAACAGAACCUGCAGCGACAGCAGAAGCAGCAGAACCUGCAACGGCAGCAGCAGAACCUGCAGCAGCAGCAACAGCAGCAGAACCUGCAACAGCAAUAGCAGAACCUGCUGCAGCAGAGACUGUUGCAGCAGCACCAGCAGAAUCUGCAGCAGCAGCAACAGCAGCAGAACCUACAACAGCAGUAGCAGAACCUGCAGCAGCAGAAACUGUCGCAGCCGCACCAGCAGAACCUGCACCAGCAGCAACACCAGAACAAUCUGCAGCAGCAGCAGGACCAGCAGAACCUGCAGCAGCAACAGAAGAAGCUGUUGCAGCAGCACCGGGAGAAAUUGCAGCAGCACCAGCAGAACCUGCUGCAGCAGCACCAGCAGAACCUGCUGCAGCAGCACCAGCAAAACUUGCUGAAGCAGCAACAGCAGAACUUGCUGCAGCAGCAACAGCAGAAUCUGCAGCAGUUACAAUAGUACAGGAGGAAGAGGAGGCACCCGCAAGGGGGGCAGCACUAACGGCAGCAGCAACAGCAGCAGCAACACUAUCGCCAUCAAUGAAGCCAUUCACAGCAGCAACAGAAACUGCAGCAGCAACGCCUGCAUCUGCAGCAGCACUAACGGCAGGAGCCGGAGCUGCAACAGCAGCACAAACUGCAGCGGCAGCCGCAGAAAAAAAAGCAGCAGCAAAACAAAAUACUGCAGCAGAGCACAGCGUAGCGGCAACUGCAACAAAACCCGUGACAGCAUUCUCUGCAGGACCGACAGCAGCAGCAGCAGCAGCAGCAGCAGCAGCAGAAUCCGUAGCAAGAGCAGAAACUGCUGCCGCAUCAGCCGCAGGAGGCACACCAACACUAAUUGAAGCUGGAGAGGCUGCAGCAGCUGUUGCUGCAGAACCUGUAACAACAGCAGCAACAGAAGCUGCAGCAGCAGCAGUAGAAGCUGCAGCAGAAAUUGCAGCAGCAGCAACUGCGGAAUUUGCUGCAGUAGCAGCAGGAGCAGUUGGAGCAGCAGCAGCAGCAGCAGCAACAGCACUGGAAAGGGUACAAACUAAACCUGCAGAAACUGCAACCGUCGCAGCUGAAGAGCACAUAUCACCCGCAGCAGCAGAUGCUGCUGCUGCUGCAGUUUCUGCUGCAGCAGAAACUGCAGCAGAAGCAGCCGCAGCAGCUGCAGAACCAGCAGCAGCAGCAGCAACACAAGAAAUAACAACAACAGAAAUAUCAACAGAAGAAAUUGCAGCGGCAGGAGCAGCAGCAGCACCAGCUGCACAACCAGCAGCAGCAGCAGCAGAAGCAGCAGCAGCAGCAGCAGCAGCAAAGUGGUCGCCGCCCAGCCUGACGAAGUUAUUUCUGUCUCCACUUUGCUGCGGCUCUGUACCCUCUUCAGAGCUGAGCUCAUCAGAAGGAGAAAUACGCUCUUCUGCUGCUGCUGCUGCUUCUGCUGCUGCUGCUGCUGCACCCUCACGAGAGGCAGUGGCUGCAACCCCCACCUCCGACUUGGCUGCAGAAGCAAACGCAGCAGCAGCAGCAGCAUCAGCAGCAAUUGCAGCACCAGUUGCUGCUGCAAAAGCACUUGCAGCAGCAGACGUGUCUCAGCCCACCGGUGCCCGUAUCGGGUGCAAGCAGCCUAAGCAGCAGCAAACCCUUUGGAUGGAUCUUGCUGCUGCUGCUGCUGCAGCUUCUGCCGCUGCUGCUGGUGAUGCUGCUGCGGCUUCCGCUGCAGAUCCACCACUGCAGCAGCAGUUUGCUGCCCCUUCAGGGCUGCCCGUAGUCGCUCUUCCCCUGUUACAGCAAAUACAGCCGCCGCCGCAGCAGCAGCAGCAGACGCUGCUGCAGCGCCAGCAGCAGCAGCAGCUGCUGCUGCUACUGCAAAACACUCAGCAGCAACAGCAGCAGCUGCUGCAGCACUUUCCGCUGCAGCAGAGACACAUGGCGUCAGUUGUUCCUUUAAUUGGAUACCCUCAGGCCUCCACUGUCUCGUGGGGCCCUGGAUCAGCAGCAGCAGCAGCAGCAGCAACAGCAGCAGGAGCAGCAGCAGCAGCAGGAGGGACAGCCACGGCAGCGGCAGCACCCGCAGCAUCAACGGUAUUAACGCUGACAGCAGCAGCCCCAGCAGCAGCACAAUUCACAGCAGCGCCUCCUCCUGCUGCUGCUGCUGCUGCACCAGCAGCAGCACAAAGUAGAGCAGCAGCAGCAGCUGCAGAAUUUGCUUCGGUAAGAGGUGGAGCCGACUCAGUAGGAUGGAGCGGAGGACAACGAACAGCAGCAGCAAAGACAGCAGCAGCAGGAACAGCAGCAGAUAUUUCGUGCUGCACCUGGGAAGAAAGACUUUGGCCUAAAGCCCCUGUUGCUGCUGCUGCUGCUGCUGCUGCUGCUGCGCCAACGGACUCAACAACAACAGCAGCAGCAGCAGAGCAAAGAAGGCCCCAGCAUCAACACUGCAGCUGCGUCUCGUCGCUGCAGCGGACCCAGCGGCAUGCUGUCGAUACUGCACCUGUACACGGCCUGGAGCCUGCUACUGCUGCUGCUGCCGCUGCUGCUGCUGCUGCUGCCGUACCCCCCAGCAGCAAGUUGCUGCUGCAGGAGAGGGGCUCAGCUUCUCUCAUGGGUGCCGGCGGAGAGGCGGCUCGCGGGGCCUCUCUUUGGCGGGCGCAGCAGCAGCAGCAGCAGCAGCAGCAGCAGCAACAGAAGCAGAAGCAGCAACUACACCUGCUGCAACAGAGGAACUUUUGUUCAAGUGCAGCAGCAGCAGCAGCCCGGCAGCAGCUGCUGCUGCAGGAAACCCUCGCAGCCAUUGCUGAUGAACGGGAGGCCCUACUGCAGCAGCUGCCACAAAAGCAGCAGCAGCAGAAGGGAGGAAAGGCGCAGCACAAAGGCAGACGCCUGCAACAGACCCCCCAAGCUUGCGGCGGCAGCAGCAGCAGCAGCAGCAACAGCAGCAGCAGGUUAAUAAUCCCCACUGCAGCACCAACAACAGAGCCUCCUGCUUCUGCAACCCACACCAUCAGUACCAGAAACCGAGAUGCAGUGCUGCAGAGAUUUGCUGUUGCUGCUGCUGCUGCUGCUUCUGCUGCUAAGCCGUCCUCGUUGCAGCAAACGCAGCAGCUUAGGGGCUGCCAGCAGCAGCAGCUGCUGCUGCGGCAGCAAGGCGACACACCAGAGGCUUGCUGCUGCGGCAGCAGCGCCAACACGGGCUUCAGCAGCAAGGGGUACAGGACCAAGGGGGGUAGCCCCCCAGCAGCAACAGCAGCAUCAGCAGCAGCAGCAGCAGCUGUAGGUGCUGUUGGUGCUGCUACUUUUGUCUCCGGAGCAUUGAAACGCAAUGAGAGGAAAAGGAAAGAGCCGGUGGCUGCUGCUGCUGCUGCUGCUGCUGCGGCAAAGGCAGCAGCGGAAGCUGCCGACGCGGCAGCAGCUGCUGCUGCCUCAACAGUUGUGAAGUCUGCUGCAGCAGCAGCAGCAAAUAAAAUACGUGCAGCAGCACAAAACGAGCCUCCCGGAGUGGCGGGUGCUUCUCCACUUGUCAGUUGUGCUGCUGCACCUGCUGCUGCUGCACCUCUUGCUGCUGCUGCUGCGCCGGCUGCCGCUGCUGCUGCAUCUUUUCAUGAUUAUGCUGCUGCUGCUGCUGCAGCUGGGCACUACCAGCAGCAAUUUGCACACUGCAAAGGCCCGAAAGUACUUGCUGCAGGGGCAGGAAGUAGCAGCAGCAACAGCAGCAGCAGCAGCAGCAGCAGAAACAGCUGCAGCAGAAGCAAGAACAGCAGCCCCCCUUACGCCAACAGAGGAGCAACGGUUCUAAGGAGCCUUCGGCCCCCAAUUAAAAGGGCCCGCUGUGUUGGCUGCAGCUGUCAGCAAGAAGCACAGCAGCAACAGCAGCAGCAGAAGCAGCAGAAGCAGCAGAAGCAGCAGCAGCAGCAAAGGAGGCCAGUAAGCGCUUCUGCCGAAGCAGCGGCAAUGCUGCGAACCCCGUGCAGCAAAUCCCGCAGAUAUCAAUCAGCUCCAGCUUACAGAUGUACCCCCAGCAGCAGCAGCAGCAGAAGCAACAGGAAGAGCAGCAGCAGCAACAGCAGCAGCAGGAAUACGAUACGUAGAGCAACAGAACAAACAGACGCGCCUUCUCCGAGCGAACUGCUGGCUGAGUUGCAGCCAGCAGACUCUCGUCCUGCUGCUGCUACUGCUACUGCUGUACCUCUGUGCUUCCCACAGCAGCAGCAGCAGCAGCAGCAGCAGCGGGUGCAGGCCACAGCUUCAAGGAAUGCAGUACGCGAGCAGCAGCAAAAGCGGUAUGAUGAAAAGCUGUCGAGAAUGAGGCGCCAGCUGCAGCAACAGCAGCAACAGCUGCUGUUGCUGCAGCAGCAGCACCCUCAGCUGCACCCUCCAUGGAACAGUAGCACUGCCCCUGCAGUCACAACAGCAGCAACAGCAGCAGCAGCAGCAGCAUCUCAGGUGUCUUCGCAGCUCCGCAUACCCCCCAAGUUACCAGCAGCAGCAGUUGAGGCCAUCUCGGCGAGGCUGCACGGCCGAGCGAAACAAAUGAAAGAGAUGCGUCUCUUGCGGCAGCAGCUGCAGCAGCAGCAAGAGUUGCUGCAGCUGCAACAGCAGCAGCGGGACAGCUUCGUCAGAGCUUCUGGCUGGCCUACCAGCAGCAGCAGCAGCAGCAGCAACAGCAGCAGCAACAACACUAGAAGAAAAACACAGCAAAACGGCUGGGGGACGCAGGCGCUGCCUUACUAUGAACGGGAAGUGCUGCGGAAGCUGCAGCAGGACAAGCUGCAGCAGCAGCAGCAGCAACAUAGACAGCAGCACAAGAAGAUGCAGCAGCAGCAGCAGCCACAGCAGCUGGAGCAGCUGCAGGAGCGGUUGCAGCAGCCUGAUAAUCAAGAGGAGUCCGAGGCAGGUGCUGCAACUGCUGCAUAUAGCAGCAGCAAAAAUACACAGAAGUUGCAGCUGCGCGAGCAGCAACAGGAGCAACAGCAGGAGAAGCAACAACAGCAGCAACAGCAGCAGCAGCGGCAGCAGCAGCAACAGCAGCAACAGCACGCUUCGAACGGGCCUUCUCUUGCUGCUGUUGGCGAGGCAAGGAAUGACCCCUGCUUGUCUCCUUCCUCUUCCUUGCAGCAGCAGCAGCAACAACAGCAGCAACAACAGCAGCAGCAACAACAGCAACAUGUACGUCAACAGCAGCAGCAGUUGCAUCAGCAACCACACCACGUGCAGCGACAGCAGGAGCAGCAGCAGCAGCAGUUGCAGCAGCAGCUGCUUCACCAGCAGCAGCAAGAGCUCCUUUUCCUGAGGCAGGAGGAGCGGAAGCAUCAACAAAUGCUGCAGUGUCUGCAGCAGCAGCUGCAGCAGCACCAGCAGCAGCAGAAGCAGCAUCUGCUGCGGCACAACCACAAGCUGCAGCAACUCAUAAAGCAAAACCAGCACCUGCAGCACCAGCUGCACCAACAGCAACUGCAGCAACAGCAGCUGCAACAACAUCAGCUGCAGCAACAGCAGCUGCGGCAAAAGCAACUGCACCAACAGCAGCUGCAGCAGCAUCAGGAGCAGCUGCAGCAACAGCAGCUGCAGCAGCAGCAGCUGCAGCAGGGGCAGCUGCAACAACAGCAGCUGCAGCAGGAGAAGCUGCAACAACAGCAGGUGCAACAACAGCAGGUGCAACAACAGCAGGUGCAACAACAGCGGCUGCAACAACCGCAGCUGCAGCAAGAGCAGCUGCAGCAAGAGCAGCUGCAGCAAGAGCAGCUGCAGCAAGAGCAGCUGCAGCAGGAGCAGCUGCAGCAGGAGCAGCUGCAGCAGGAGCAGCUGCAGCAAGAGCAGCUGCAGCUGCAGGAGCAGCAACACAGCGAAGAGGUACCUACUGAGGCACCUAAAGCCACAAUAAGGCCUUUCUACGCCGCGCAGCAGGAGCCGCAGCAGCAGCAGCAGCAACUGUUGCUGCAGCAGAAGUCGCAGCAACCGCAGCAACAGCAGCAGCAGCAGCAGGAGCAAGAGCCGCAGCAGCAACAGCAACAGCAGCAGCAGCAACAAGAUCCAAGAGUGCAGCAGCAGCAAGAAACGGAGGUGCCAGCGUCUACUGAAGCUGGUAGUAACGGCGCUGCUGCUCUCUACACCUGCGCUUCUGUGGAAUCUCCUGCUGCUGCUGCUGCUGCUGCUGCUGCUGCGUGGAGGAGCAGCAGCUUCUCCAAGGGCUGCAGCAGACAAUGUUCCGACGGGGAAUGGCGCUGCCGCACUUAUGGUGCUUCAUCUGCUGCAGCUGCACCUGCUGCAGCUGCACCUGCUGCAAGCAUGCAGCUGCAGCAGCAGCAGCAACAACAGCAGCAGCAACAGCUGCAGCUGCUGCCACUAGAGGUCAGCCUUCGGUCGCCUGAGGCUGAGGAGGGCGAAGAAGGAGCAAUAGACGAGCAGGACGCCGCUGCAGCAGCAGCAGCAGCAACAGCAGCAGCAGCAACGGCGACAGCAACAGCAACAGCAACAGCAGCAGCAGAAGCUACAGCAGCAGCACCACCGCCACUAAGGGGCCUGUCCGCUGAGCAGUGGUCUGAAGGCGAGUGGAAAGAGACACCGCGCCCUGGGCACCGCAUGCAGCAGUUUUUCACCUCUAAACAGCUGCAGCAGCAGCAGCAGCAGCAGCAGCAGCAACAGCAGCAGCAGCAAAUGUAUGCACAGCUCGACGCCCUCGCGCAAAGCCUUUCGGUCCCUUCCGGCUACAACAACGCCGCAGGAAACUCCACGUCCCAGCAGCAGCAGCAGCAGCAGCAGCAGCAACAGCAGCAGCAGCAGCAGCAGCAACGUGUUCAUGGCUCUCGCUCGGCUCCGGCCUCCUCGCCGUCUCUGCUACAGCAGCUGCGCAGGCUGUACGGCAGAGGCAGCAGCCAGCAGAGAUGGCAGCAGCAUCAGCAACAGCAACAGCAACAGCAGCAGCAGCAACAGCAGCAACAGCAACCGCUACAGUACGCACACGGCUGGGUAACAGAUAACAGGCUGGAGGAGAUCAGAGAUAUCCAGGAGCAGCGCGUAGCAGCACUGCUGCAAAAGCAGCUGCAGCAGCAGCAGCAGCAACAGCUGCUCUUGUUGCAGGAGCGACAGCAGCAGCAGCUACUGCGACAGCAGCAAGAGGCAAGAUCUCACCAGCCUCUGCUGCAGCAACAAUGCUGGAUAGGCAGCGACGCCCCACAAACAAAACAGACACACGUCUUCGGUCUCAGCAGCAACGGCCUGCAGCAGCAGCAGCAGCAGCAGCAGUGGCACAAGGAGGCGGAACAGCCGCAGCUCCCCACAGGAGACAGGAGCUGCACUUGUCCUUGCAGCGAGACGGGUAUCCUCCAACAGCAGCAGCAGCAGCAGCAGCAGCAACGACAGCGGCAGCAGCAGCAGCAGCAGCACCAACAGCAGCAGGACGCAAAGCUCUCUAGCGACUUCAACUGUACGAGUUUCUUCUACUUCCCCAGAGGGGGAGCUGAGUCGCUUGUUGCUGCUUCUGGUCCUGCUGCUGCUGCUGCUGCUGCUGCUGCCACUUCGAGGGCACCAGCAGCAGCAGCAGCAACAACAGCAACAACAAGAAGCAGUACUUCACGUCGCCCGCUUUCGGGCAACGGCCACCUCCUGCAGCAGCAGCAAAAUGAUUCACACCUGCAGCAACAGCAACAGCAGCACGAACAGCUUCAGAAGCAGGUAGAGCAGCAGCAGCAGCAGCAACCUAAAUGCCAUGUUAUCGAGAGCAGCAGCAGCAGAUCAGCCCGCGGGGGGCACCAAGCACUACGAAGCGCUGCAGCACCAGGAGCAGCAGCAAGAGCAGGAGCUAGAACAUCUUUGCAGCAGCAGCAGCAGCGCUUGCUGCUGCAGCAGGGGACGCGACGGUCUAUGAGGUCAGGAAGGCCGAGGCCCCUACCUACCCCCACUCAUGAGCAGCAGCAGCAGCAGCAGCAGCAGCAGCAGCAGCAGCAGCAACGGCAGCAGCAGGCAGCAAAACAAUUCGCUUCCAGCGGGUCUCCAAGCUGGGCUCAUACAAUGCAGCAACGGCUGCAGCAACAGCAGCAGCUGCAGCAACAUCCACAGCAGCAGCAGCUGCAGCAACAGCAGCAGCUGCAGCAACAUCCACAGCAGCAGCAGCAGCAACACCCAGCCACCCCACACAAGGAGCAUAAUCUGCAGCCGUCCAUUGCUGUUUCUACUCCUGCUGCUGCUGCUUCUGCUGCCAACCAGCAGCAGCAGCAGCACCAACAUUCGCACAUUAUACCGCGAAGGAGCCCUUUUAGAUUCCGCUCGCAGCAAACAACUCGACAGCAGCGGCAGCAGCAGCAGCAGCAGCAGCAGGAGCAGCAGCAGAGCCUGCAAAACCCGCAGAAAACGUUAGUGCUCCCCUCAAGGGUAGAGCACGCACAGCAGCAGCAGCAGCAGAAGCAGCAGCAGCAUUGGGGCUGGGUGACGUCUCGCCGUUUAUAG